Messenger RNA from Medicago truncatula (barrel medic), 827 nucleotides. RefSeq names its product photosystem II core complex proteins psbY, chloroplastic. Lineage: Eukaryota; Viridiplantae; Streptophyta; Magnoliopsida; Fabales; Fabaceae. The coding region runs from base 101 to 709 and encodes 202 amino acids. The transcript has a single exon. The record is from RefSeq and is a predicted model, not a curated record. Gene Ontology annotation, cellular component: photosystem II; membrane; chloroplast thylakoid. Gene Ontology annotation, biological process: photosynthesis; cell redox homeostasis. Gene Ontology annotation, molecular function: manganese ion binding.
CAAAUAUACUUCCAAACCCAAAAUUCCAACCACCACUUAGAGUCACUUUCUCUCAUUGCUCCUCAGCUCCAAAAUUCAAACACCAUUCACAUUCUCAUCAAUGGCAUCAACCAUCAUUGCAAUGACCAUGAUCAACGCAAAGUCCUUGAACACUACUAGUUCACCAAAGUUCCACAACCCAACUAAGCUCAUUACAAACCCCACUUCCCUCAUUUCCCUCAAGAACCUUCUUCCAAAGAAAAUUCCCACAACAGAAAACAUUAAACUAUCAACAUCCAUAGCAGGAACAGCACUAGCAGGGGCAAUAUUCUCAACACUCUCAACCUGUGAUGCAGCUUUUGCAGCACAACAAAUAGCUGAAAUAGCAGAAGGAUCAUCAGACAACCGUGGUUUAGCACUUUUGUUACCAUUAAUUCCAGCCAUAGCUUGGGUUCUGUACAACAUUCUUCAACCAGCACUUAACCAAAUCAACCGUAUGCGUAACGAUAAAGGAGUUAUAAUUGGUUUAGGUCUUGGGGGUGGGUUAGCAGCUUCAGGGUUUGUAUCAACACAAGAUGCAAUUGCUAGUGAAAUGACUGCAAUUGCUGAAGCUGCUGGUAGUGAUAACAGGGGUCAGCUUCUGUUGUUUGUGGUAACACCAGCUAUUCUUUGGGUUCUUUAUAAUAUUUUGCAGCCUGCUCUUAACCAAAUCAACAGAAUGAGACAGUGAAACUUUUUAAAAAAAUAAAAUUUAGUUUUUGUUUUGUUGUUGUUAUGGGAUAUAUAAACCAUUCAUUUCUCUUGUAACAUGUAUAUUUUUAAUGCUAUAUAAAUCAUUCUGUUGUUUG